Molecule: messenger RNA, 7734 nt
Organism: Sceloporus undulatus (fence lizard)
Lineage: Eukaryota; Metazoa; Chordata; Lepidosauria; Squamata; Phrynosomatidae
Gene: PRRC2A
Product: proline rich coiled-coil 2A
Exons: 32
Coding region: 261-7145 (2294 amino acids)
Biological process (GO): cell differentiation
Source: RefSeq, a predicted model, not a curated record
GCCACCGCCGCCGGCCUUGGGACCCGGAUGGCCGUUUAGUCGGUGCUUAGACGCCGAGGCUGCCACAUCGGCCCUUGAACAAAAUUCACGAAACAGGGGGAAGGGGGGGACGACGUAAUCCGCCUCCAUCCUCCGUCUGGGACACCCUUCCGCCCCCGGCGAGCUCGCAUCCGGGUAGAGCGGACCGAGCCCGUUCUAACGAGAGGCACGUUUCGCGGGGAGCCAGGAGGAACCAUCGUACUCAAUGACCUUACAGCGCAAUGUCAGAUCGUUUGGGGCAAACAGCAAAGGGGAAGGAUGGAAAAAAAUAUUCAUCGCUCAACCUGUUUGAUACGUAUAAGGGCAAAUCCUUAGAGAUCCAAAAACCCACAGUCACUCCCCGCCAUGGCUUGCAGAGUCUCGGAAAGGUUGCUAUUGCUCGGCGCAUGCCACCCCCUGCGAACCUGCCAAGCUUAAAAGCGGAGAACAAAGGCAAUGACCCCAACGUUUCACUAGUGCCGAAAGACGGGACAGGAUGGGCAAGCAAGCAGGAACAGCCAGACCCAAAGAGUACCGAUGCCUCGACAGCUCAGCCGCCGGAAUCGCAGUCACCGCCGGCUUCACAGACGUCUGCCUCAAACCAACCGAAACGACCCCCAACGGCCCCCGAGAAUCCCCCUACAGUAGCAAGCGGGGUAAAGUCUUGGGCACAGGCCAGCGUUACCCAUGGAGCACAAGGAGAUGGUGGAAAGGGAUCAAACCUACUAUCGCGAUUCUCUCGCGAGGAAUUUCCGACCCUGCAGGCGGCUGGCGACCAGGACAAAGCUGGCAAAGAAAAGGACACUACCGAUGCGUCGUAUGGGCCCGGACCAAACCUCCGCCCCCAGAACGCAACCAGUUGGCGGGAUGGAGGCGGGCGAGGCACUGACGGGGAGCUGGUGCCUGAGGACGGGCGGGCUGGGGUCGGCAUGCAGCCCAACGUCCCGCCUCAAUUCCCUCCCUACCGGGGGAUGAUGCCGCCAUUUAUGUAUCCCCCAUAUCUCCCAUUCCCACCUCCAUAUGGGCCACAGGGACCUUACCGCUACCCCACAGCAGAGGCACAGAGGUUCCAGCGGCUCCCAGGACCUCGCCCCUCACAACCUCAGCUACGCAUGUCAGAGCCUGUGAGCCGACCGCCUGUCCUUAAGCAGGAUGACCUGAAAGAAUUUGAUGAGUUGGACCAGGAGAAUGAUGAAGGCUGGGCAGGAGCCCACGAGGAAGUGGAUUACACAGAGAAGCUGAAAUUCAGUGAUGAAGAAGAUGGGAAAGAGUCUGAUGAGGAAACCACUGAGAACCGCAGUGAUGAGGCUUCUGGCCCAGAAGGCCAGUCAGGUACAGAUGCAAAGAAGGCUGGAACCCCAAAAGAGGAUCAAUCGCUGGUGAAAACAGCCUGGGUUGAAAACUCACGUCCCCCAGAGGAUGCCAAAGAACCGCCGCCUCCUCCUCCUCCUCCAGUCCGGCCACCACCACCUCCGCCACCACCCAACCGGGGCAAUUGGGGGCAGCCCAAUGACUUCCCGGACCGCCCUCUACGACCACCUCCUCCAGAAGAUGAGGAUGAGGCUUGGCGCCAGCGCCGAAAGCAGUCAUCAUCAGAAAUCUCUGCAGCUGUGGAGCGGGCCCGACGUCGGCGGGAGGAAGAGGAGCGUCGCAUGCAAGAGGAACGCCGAGCCGCCUGUGCUGAGAAACUCAAGCGCUUAGACGAGAAGUUUGGAGCUCCUGAUAAGCGCCUGAAACCAGAGCCGCCAAAAGAGCCUCCUGCUCCUCCACCUGCUCCCACCCCUGUGCCCUCUAACCCACCAGCUCCUCCUGCACCCCCAGAGGAGAAGAGAGAGAAAGAGGAGCCUGUUCUGGCUAACAAACCUCGUGGUACUGUUGGCGGCGGCGGCAAUAGCAACAGCAGUAGCAGUGGUGGCAACUUGGACUCUGCCUGUAAUGUUGAACCACCUCUGACUGCUCCCCCCAAGGAAGUACCAGAAGUGAGGGAAGAGCCACCAGCUGUGCCUGGGCCUGUCCUCCCUGCACCUCCCAUCCCAGCCAAGGUGGAGCCCAAGGGGGAGACUGUCCUUCAGGCACGCCAGCCCCCUCCAGCUCAGACUCUUGGAUAUUCAAAGUACCAGAAGUCAUUGCCUCCUCGCUUCCAAAGACAGCAGCAGGAGCAGUUGUUAAAGCAGCAACAGCAAUGGCAGCAGCAGCAACAACACAACCAGGUUCAGCCCCCUUUGGCUUCCUCUGCCCAGCAGCAGCCAACUGGUGCUCCUUUGGCCACAAUGGGUGCCUCAGGCAGUGUCCACCCUCAGGCUGGGCCACCAGGGCAGCAGCAACCCCCAGCCCCACCUCCAUCACAGCAGGCUCCCCCAAAGGGCAUAUACCCAGGCUCCAUUGGACGGCCUCCACCAAUGCCUCAGAUGAACUUCGACCCUCGCUGGAUGAUGAUCCCACCUUACAUGGACCCCCGCAUGAUGCAAGGGCGGCCUCCCAUGGACUUUUUCCCCCCUGGGGUGCACCCUUCUGGUCUUCUGCCUCGUGAGCGAUCAGACAGUGGGGGCUCCAGCUCAGAGCAAUUUGACCGCCACCCCCCCAUCCUCCGAGAGCGUGGGACUCCACCUGUUGAUCCCAAGAUGGCCUGGGCAGGAGACGUCUUUGCCACUGCUCCUUCUAACACAGACUCACGCCCUCAAGCAGCAGCCCUUCGGCAGCAGCAGGAAGAGGAAGAGAAAGGGUUAAGGAGUGAGACACCCCCAGUUCGCCUGCGCGAUGCUGUCACUCCCCAGCCUUACAUGGGGAACUACCAGGGUUUCUCAGAAAAUGGCAGUUCUGCUCCACUACACCGUUUCCCAGUGGAUGAGCCACCACGGCCAGGGCCACCCUGGCAAGCCAGCAUGGCCUUGACUGCACCAGUAGAGGUGAACAGGAAUGGGCGCCCUGAACCCCAAAUCCAGCCAUUGCGCAAAAGUGAAGAAGAGCCACAGCUGCUGCAUCGCGAACCUCAAGAAGAGAAUAAAACAGCUGAGCCUCCUGUCAUUCGACCAGUGUUAGCCAAGAAGCCUCCUGCUGAGCAGCCUAAAGAGGAGGCUCCAGUCAAAGAGGAGAUUCUACGGAGGGUGGAGAAGCCACCACGGCAGCAGCAUGAAUUCCACAAGCAGCCCCGGCGUGAGUCUAAGACAGAGACGCGCUGGGGACCCCGUCCUGGCAGCAGCCGGAGGACUGAGGAGAUAGCUGGGGAAAAGGCUCCACGGCGAGCUGGGCCCAUCAAGAAGUUGCCACCUCCAAAGGAGACGAAGGACGAAAAUGAGGAGAUUCGUCCUGCAGGGAAGGCCAAGGAGAUUGCCGAGCCUGUGAGCAGCAAGCCAGAACCUCCAAAAGAGUCUCCAAAACCAGGCAAAGAGAACAAGGCCAAGCCAGUGUUAAAUGGAGGAACAGCUGUGCCUCCCAAAGAGCAGCAGCAGGGCCCAUUGUCGCCGAGCCGGCGUCGUCGAGAUGGUCCAUAUGAGCGCGGAGGCUACACUGGCCGUGGCCGGGCCAGGGGGCGAGGAGAAUAUUUCGCCCGAGGGCGAGGCUUUCGGGGAGCAUACAGUGGCCGUGGCCGGGGUGGCCGGGGAAGAAGCCGGGAGUUCCGCAGCUAUCGUGAACCUUUCUACCGGCUGGAUGAUGGAGUUGGUAAACCCUCCGGGCCGGGCUCCAACUUCCGCCCGCGCAAUACCAGCGAGACACGGAGUGAAGGCUCAGAGUAUGAAGAGAUCCCCAAAAGGCGACGCCAGCGGGGAUCGGAGACAGGAAGUGAGACUCACGAGAGUGCCAGUGAUGUAGCCCAUUCAGACAAGGAGGUGACCAAAGAACCAGCCCCAAGUCAGCGCAACCGAGGGCCCCCUGUGACAAAUGUGUCCACCCAUUCUUCCCUACACCCUGGCUUACCUCGGUUUGCUGACAAGAUGCCCCCACGCCUCUCAGACCCUGGCACCCGUGGUGGGCGUGUCUUCACCCCCCGUGGAGUGCCCUCACGUCGUGGCAGAGGUGGCGGCCGUGCCCCCCCUGGUGGAUGGAGCCCCCCAUCCAAGCCCCAGCCCAACAAGAAGCCUGAGAAGCAGCAAGAGGCAGUUCUGGAGUCCUCAGUAAAGGAGAAGGCUUUGGCCGGACCUCCAGCAGUGACCCCAGAAGACUCGAGUGGUUUCCAAGGCCCCCCAAAACAACAGCCACUUGGCCCCAACUCAGACCGUGGCUUUGACCGGCCACCCCGGCGACGGCGCCAUGGGCGUUCCCAGCAGCAGGAUAAGCCGCCACGGUUCCGGAGGCUGAAACAGGAGCGUGAGAAUGCAGCCCGGCUCAAUGGGGAACAGAGGACAGUGCAGCCCUACUCCCCAGCACCUGCUCCACUGCCAGAAGAAUCAGCCAGCCGGCGUGUGGCUGGCACAAAGUCUCCAGAUUUGUCCAACCAGAACUCUGACCAGGCCAAUGAGGAGUGGGAGACUGCUUCAGAGAGCAGCGACUUCACAGAGCGCAGGGGUGGAGGCGAGAAAGAGCCAGCACCAGGCGGGCCUCCUCCUACCGCUUUCCUGAAAGGGGGCUGUUCUGGGGCACCUUCGGUGGGUGGGCGGCCCUCCAACAAUGAGCUCAGCUUAGCUCAGAGGAAGGAAAUGUCCAAGCGCAGCUUCUCCAGUCAGCGGCCUGGCAUGGACCGGCAGAACCGGCGCUCCAACCCUGGGCCUGGGGGAGGAGGCGGCAAGGCUGGUCGCGGAGGGAGCGGCAGUGGGCGCAGCGGUGGUGACAAGAGGAGCUGGCCCUCUCCCAAGAACCGCAGCAGGAACACAGACGACCAUUCUCCAGGUCUGAGUCUGCCCCCUGCGCCCACCACAAGUACAGUAUAUCGCUUGGACCGCGUCAUCCAUAGUGACCCAGCUGGGAUCCAGCAGGCCCUGGCUGAACUGGGAAGUCGCCACACGAAGCCAACAUCCCCUAGCCCAGCCCAGCCACCCUUCCUGGGGUCCGGAGGCAGCAGUUCCUCUGCGCUCCCCUUGGGACGCUUUGAGAGUAGGACCAGCAGCAGCACAGACUCUUGCUUUUUGGACAAGAACCAGCUGCUCCACUCCAACAGUGGCCCCCUGAAGGACUCUGGCACACUGAGCAGCUUUCCUACAAAGCGACGGGAACGACCUCGCAAGCAAGACCUGUUGCAGCAGGAGUCCCUGGCCUUUCCCAGUGGCCCAGGCUUCUCAGCCCCCAAAGAAGAGACCCCAGGGGAGCCUCGAAGUAGAAGUGUCCCAGUGUCUGAGGGGCUCGCCCCACAGAUUUGGAACCAGUUGAAUUCCAAUCCUUCAAGGAAGAGCUAUAGGCCUGCCUCAGUGGAGCCCUGGAUUGACCCAUUGAACGCCUUUGAAGAGGUUGCCAGUACAGAGAUGAGCCUGUCUGACAGUGGUGUGGACCUCAGCAGUGACUCACAGGUCUCCUCAGCCACAUGUAGCCAGCGCAGUUCUCCUGAUGGGGGCCUGAAGGCCACACCAGAUACUAGCACUAAACGCAGUGGAGCCAUUGGCACAAGUAACAAUGAUGCGGCCACAACUGGGCCAGAAGGUGCAGAACCAAAAGAGCAGAGGCGGCGACCACCACCAGCUAGGGACUCCAGUAUGCUCAAGGAGAAGGUGAGCAGUUCCCCUGAGCUACCACCUCGAGACCACCCUCCCCCUGGUGCGAUUGGCACCGAGCGUUUCCAGCGAGCAGAGAAGGCAAAAGAGAGUGUUGAGGGGCUGGGUGUCCUGAAGUCAGAGCCAAGCCCCAAGCUGGAGGCCCCAGGGGGCUGUCCGCCCAUCCAGUUUGGAGCCAGCGAAAAGGAUGCUGACCUUCGUUUUAUGGUGAGUGAAGGUCCAAAAGCAGACAAAGAAGAGCUGCACCAAGCACUUGCUGAAGGGCUGACCUCUGCCCCCCGGGAGUGGGAGCUGCUACCCCCUGCUCCUGCCAGCCACAGAACUUCUCCUGAGGUGCUUCCCGGUCGCUCCUGUGAACCCCGACCUUUCUCGGUUGCCCCAGCCACGGCUGCCGUCACUGCCUCAUGCUUGCACAGCCUCCCACCUGACACAUCCGUGUUCUCAGGCGAGCGAGGCCAGGGCCAGCGACUCUACCCAGAGCUCUUCUAUGGGAACCAGGUCCCCAACACUCAGCUGGAGUCGCAGCUUCACGGCACAAACGGGCCCAGCGGUUACCGCCCAAGCACCCCCUCUCUGCACACUUACAGGUCUCAGCACCUGUACCUCCAGCCCAGCCCAGCUCCUGCCUCUCCUGCUCAGACGGCAGCAGGUGCUGUGCUAUCCAGCUCAGCCUUGCUCUCAGGUGUGGCUCUGAAGGGGCAGUAUGUGGAGAUCUCGGCCCUGCAGGCGGCCGAACUUCCCAAACUACCAGCUACAGGCUUGCUGUACCAGGCGCCCCCUCCUUCCUUCAUCUACAGCUCAGCCUUCUGCGGCAGCCAGCUGGCUCCUGAGCAAACCCUGCUUCAGGUGCGCCAAGAACUCGCUUCUCCGUCAGAGUUCUACCCUGCCACCCUGGGGCAAGGAAGCCAGAGCAAUUUUCUGACAGCCACAGGCCCAGCCCAGCAGGUACUUCUGCCAGUGGUGGAACCACCCCAACUCCCAUCCAUGGUGAACUUUGGCUCUUUGCAGCAAGCACCCCCAGCUGCCCCUGCAGCGCCGCCACCGCCUCCUCCCAUGCCCCUGGUGCCCGUGGCCACCCAGGCCCUACGCCCACCAGGACAGCUGCCUGGGCGCCUCAUGUCUCCAGCUGUGCGAGCAUUUCCUCAUGGUGCCGUAGGCCGUAGCGAGCUCCAUGCCCUGGAAAUGAAGCCACUACAAGACUACAGGAAGCUGAAUGGCCUGGGGGCUGCAGGGGCCAGACCCCCUUCAGGGGGCAGGCCUUUCUCUGGAGGCUUCAAUGCCAGGCUGAAAUCCCCUGGGUCUGGGUAUGGUGGCAUCUUCCGUGCCCAGCGCUUUGAGGUCUACCAGCAGUCGGAUGUCCUUCGCUGGAACCCCCGUGCCUGGGAGCGUGCGGCCCAACCACGGGAGGGAGCACCACCUCGACGCCUUGAGCCAGACCCCCGCUCUCACAACGACAAACAAGACCCCAGUCUCUCCAACCACCACUAGUCCAGGAUGCUGAUCCCUCCCUUUUUCGUUCUGUUUCCCCUCCACCAAAAUUGUGUGAGGGUUCUUUUGUGGGGGCUCCGUUCUCCUCCUCCCCUUCUUGGUGUAUCCUGAAUAUGGGGUGUCUCCUUGACUCCUCGUCUGUUUUGUGAGGAGGGCAACACCAGAAUUUGCCCCCUCAGUUAGGGGUUUUAGACACUUAGUAUAUGGGGAGGGGCAAGGAUCAGGAUUUUGGGAGGCUCCUAGCUGAAUGUAUUUUUGCUUAUUUCCUUUGGUUUCACCUAAGGUUUUUGUUUUUUGUUUUUUCUCCUGGCAGGGGCUAGUGUUGCCCUUUUGAUCUGAGGGGGGAGCAGCACAGAGGCGUGGAGUGUAAAUAUAUAUAAAUAUGAACAUGUGGGGUCUUCCCUCUUCCCUCUUCUAUUUAUGGGGAGGGGAGUGAGACUGGGAGCCUGCCUCCUCUCCUGUCCACUUGCUCCCCAGAGUUUGAAAUAGGAAGCGUUGAGUUUUUAAAAGGUGGUCGAGCUGGUUUGUUUAAUAAAUAAAACCAAAAAAGUUGUUUAAAAAAAACCAAUAAAAUAAAAAGUCAAAACUG